Molecule: messenger RNA, 1791 nt
Organism: Mauremys reevesii (Reeves's turtle)
Lineage: Eukaryota; Metazoa; Chordata; Testudines; Geoemydidae
Product: tubulin delta chain-like
Exons: 10
Coding region: 85-1506 (473 amino acids)
Biological process (GO): mitotic cell cycle; microtubule cytoskeleton organization
Cellular component (GO): microtubule; cytoplasm
Molecular function (GO): GTP binding; structural constituent of cytoskeleton
Source: RefSeq, a predicted model, not a curated record
CCUGAUACAACAAGAAGAAUUGACAGCUCUGUUUGUGGAGUGCUGGCAGGGUGUCUGGCUCUGGUGGGCAGCUUGGAGUAAGCAAUGGCAAUGUCUGCUGUGUGGCUACACGUUGGCCAAUGUGGCAAUCAGAUCGGCGAGGAGUGGUGGCAGAUCCUAACCAGUGAGAAAGUGCCGCAUGCAGAGGCUGAUAGGUAUGAACGGAUAAGUGCUAUCUGCGUGGACAAUGAACCGAACGUGGUGAGGAAGCUGCAGAAACGAGUCACGAGAGGGCUAGACCAGGCCCGCACAACAUGCACCCCCCGUGGGCUCACUGUGCAGCCCGCGGAAGGAUUCAGAUGCAGACGAUAUGCCCUCAAUGCAGAGAUGAAUGAGGUGUUGAAUCAUAGUCGUGUGACCCUGCAGAAUGGAUCUGUCUGGGCACCGACGGCUGAGAUGAGCUCACCUUGGCCUCUAAAUGGUUUAAUGUUGACAGGAUACCACGGUCUGCACUCAGCCAGCGAGAGGAACCUCCUAGGAAGGACGAUGGAGAGUCUGCGGAAGGAGGUCGAGUGCAGAGACUGUUACUGUGGGACGGUGCUUUUCCAUAGCCUCAGUGAUGGUACAGGAGCUGGCCUCAGUUCCCGGCUGUGUGAAGCGAUCCGAGACGAGUACUCCCUGGGUCAGAUCCUGUCGGUGACGGUAGCCCCGCACCAGGGUGGCGAGAGCCCUCUGCAGCACUACAACUCCUUGCUGUGCCUUUCGUGGCUCCAGAGACAUGUCGACGGCGUCCUCCUGUUCCAGAACGAUGCCGUGCUGAGGACGACAGCCCUGCUUGGGAAGAAAGUGCCAGCGUCUGACAUGCAGCCCCAGGUCUCCCUCUCUGCCAUGAACACCUACGUCACUUCCUGCCUUGCUGAGCUGCUUUACCCUCUCAAGGCUUUCACGACAGGAAGACCCCUAGCAGGUCCCGAGAAGCUGAUCGUCCAGCCCGACAGAGGGCGGGAGGAAAGGAGUAUUAUUGUCCCCAUCGUACAGGUGAUGGGUGGGAAGUGUUCAAGAUGGGACAGGAGAACGCUUCCCCGCCAGCUGGGGGAGAGCUCUGAAGGUCAUCCCUGGAUCUGCUUUGCCCUUAGCUUGCCUUGUUUGCAGCAUUAUAGCACCUCUGUGCUGGCUGUAGCCUGCAGCUACCAAGAGGCCACCUUUCUUCUGUCCCGUGACUUGGUGCUGAGGAAGCCGAAGCAAGCUUACCGCUGUGUUCCUUGGAACCCCUUCCCUCUCCGCUGCUGGACAGACUCUCUCAACAUCGUGCAGCCCGGAUGUCACAGCCACUCGCUGACUGUCUGCGCCAACCACAGCAGCUCAGCGGAACUCCUGCAGCAGGUGGUGGCCAGAGCAGAGGCCAUGUACAAGACCAAUGCCUACCUCCACUGGUACUGGCGAUACGGCUGCGAGGAGGAGGCUUUCCAGCAGGCCUUCGAGACGCUCUGCUCAGUGGCAGAUGAUUACAGCCGGCUGGGAGAAUAACACUGUCUGCUGUGGCACUUCCAGGCUGCUGGCUGUCAGCCUUCCUCCUGAGAGCCUGGAGAACAUCCAGGAAACAUUGUGCCAAGGUCUCUGGGAAAGGGGUGGUUCUGCGUUGAGGGGGAUGCUGCAUUAAAUCAAUACUGUGACACAAACUAGGUAAAUAGAUUUGCUUCUCCGCGUGUGCAAAACAGACCUUGGGCUCACCUGUCUCUUGGUCCAUGGCCCAUGCAGGGGUGAUAGGGAGAGCAAGAUCCCUUUGUGCCCCUGCACAGGCUACCCAGACCU